AUGAAUGAAGACAGUACAUUGGAAAAUCAAUACAGUCUGGAUCUAGGAGAAACUGCUUCUUCGGAAGAGGAUAUUGUCUCGGAUAUACAGCUGCCAGAGUUUCCAAAUAGCCAAUGCUUAUUUUCAACUCAAUGCAUGUGCACCGAGAAAUCAGCACUAUUAGAAGCAGUUCCAGUCGUUUCUCUCCAAAAUUUAAAGCAUUUCUUGAUGGAAAAGGAUUGUUUGAAAAUUCCACUCAUUCUUAAAUACCGAAAAGAAUUAUCAAUUUUAUUUAUUAACUCAAUUUUUAACGACCAACUUCUAGUUCAAGACAUUACAAAAGCUGCAAAUUUUAUCACUUUGGAUUGUCUACACGAUGAUAGUGACAAAGAAGGCACAAUUACCGAGCUAGAAAAUUUUCUCAGUGACAUUAUAUCCUUUCAUAACAAAGCAUCCAUGUACAGCGAUUCCAACAAGAGCAAUUAUUUCCAAAUAUUAUUUUCCAUCGUUUCAGAGAAAUAUGAUACAGAUUUUGAGGAAUUACUCGAUUCGAUAUCAAAGCUCAUAGUUGAAAUUGAGAAGUCUCAACCAAAAGUUCAAGAAGAGAAUAUUCACCCUUCUACGAGUCACCCAAAAACUCAAGUGGGGGAUGACACACUUUCCAAGGUACGAUCCAGUUUAGCUCGUGCAGAACAACAUUUAAAAAGAACACGAGAUGAGUUUGAGGCCGAAAGACAUUUAUUUGUGGAAAAUUUUGUAAAGACAAACUCUCCACACGUAUCAAUUUCUGAGAAUCAUCAUACGACAGACUUGACUCUGAACGAAUGCCAUGACAAUUCUUUUCUCUUUCCCUUCAGAGGAGACGUGCUGAGGUUGAAUCGAAAUCGAUUUCCAGCUCUUUUCGAGCACGAGAAGGAACAAGAGAAUAUCAUUAAGCAUGAUAUUACUGGCAUUCCAUCUCAUGAAUUUUCAACCGAUUCAGAAAAUAGCACGCAAACCUUCACCUCUGAACAAACUCUAUGGUUUUCUGUACAAUAUCAAAUAUUCCAUCAAUAUUUAUCUAAGAAUCUAACACCUCCACAACAUUUACUAAGAUCCCUAGAAUAUUUCAAAGAAAUGCAUGAACUCAAAAGGAUUACGUCUUCUAAAGAAAGUAUGAAUCAAUUCAAUGUUUAUACCGAAAGAAAAGACUUUUCCAUCCUAAAGGAUAUGGUUUAUGUGGAUUCACAACACAACAUGACCAUGAUGCAUCCCUAUGUACAUUCAUACUAUUACUAUUAUUACUCGAAACUAUUUAAGAAUCAUUUCAUGGGUGACAAUGAAGAGCAAGAUUUAGCAAUUUUUAACGACCCUUUGCAUAAACUUGUACCACCACGAAAGAAGAUCAAUCGAUACGCCUUUGGAAAACAAUUUUCACGAAAUUUGGCCAAGAAGCACGCUGAACAGUCAUCCACCAGACACAACACCAAUAUUUGCCCUGAAGAGUAUGGAUUUCCUUUUCGAGCACCCGAUCUAACAAGUAGCCCUGUUGUUUCUAUUUGCUCUUCUUCUGACAGUCCUACCACGAUAUUUACUCUGCAUCAGCUCAACAAUAAUGACACCAGCAACAAAUGA
Molecule: messenger RNA, 1593 nt
Organism: Naegleria lovaniensis
Lineage: Eukaryota; Heterolobosea; Eutetramitea; Acrasida; Naegleriidae
Exons: 1
Coding region: 1-1593 (530 amino acids)
Source: RefSeq, a predicted model, not a curated record